ACAUAAGUGAAAGAAAAAAUUACUGCUAAAUAAUCGAGUAAAUGUUCGAAAUGUGUUUAUACUUUUAAUAUAAUAUUUAUUAAUCAUUUAUUACGUCUUCAAUUAAGUAGAAUUCAAAUAACAACAGUUGUUUUCUACAUUCUUCAAGCAAAUAUGAGUCUCUGGGUAGAUAAAUAUCGUCCAACAGCACUUGGAAAAUUGGAUUAUCAUAAAAAACAAGCAGACUAUUUAAAAAACAUGAUACAAAAAGGAGAUUUUCCACAUUUAUUAGUUUAUGGACCAUCAGGGGCAGGAAAAAAGACCCGUAUAAUGUGUAUUAUAAGAGAAUUAUAUGGAAGUGGUGUUGACAGAUUAAGAAUGGAAACUAUGACAUUUGAAACACCUUCCAAGAAGAAGCUAGAGAUAACAACAAUAAGUAGCAACUAUCACAUUGAAGUAAACCCAAGCGAUGUUGGUAUACAUGAUAGGGUAGUAGUGAUGGACUUGGUGAAAACAACAGCUCAAACUCAUCAAAUAGAUCCCAGUGGACAAAAAGAAUUUAAAGUGGUAUUACUGACUAAUGUGGAUCAACUUACAAAAGAGGCACAACAUGCUCUUCGAAGAACAAUGGAGAAAUAUGUCACUACAUGUAGGCUAAUACUUUGUGCAAAUUCAACAUCUCGUGUUCUGCCAGCUAUCAGAUCACGAUGUUUAGGAAUUAGAGUUCCAGCACCAUCAAUAUCAGAUAUAAAAGAUAUUUUGCAUUCAAUUUGUAAACGCGAAGGUUUAACUUUACCAGAUGAACUGGCUACAAGAUUGGCUGAAUGUAGUGGCAGAAAUCUCAGACGAGCGAUAUUAAUGCUUGAAGCUUGUAAAGUUGAGCAAUAUCCAUUUACUGCAGACCAAAGUAUUACAGAACCAGAUUGGCAAGUGUAUAUUCGUAAUACAGCAAAUAUGAUGGUCAGUGAACAGAAUCCAAAAAAGCUUCUUACAAUAAGAAACAGGCUCUAUGAAUUAUUAACACAUGCUAUACCAUGUGAUUUAAUAUUUAAGGGUCUUUUACAAGAAUGUAUAAAAAAUUGUGAUCUUCAGCUAAAAAUUGAAAUUGCAACAGUUGCAGCAGAAUAUGAACAUAGAAUGCACAGAGGAUCAAAACCAAUUUUCCAUUUAGAAGCAUUUGUCGCACGAUUUAUGGCAAUUUACAAAAAAUUUAUCGAUUCAUCUCUUGAAGGUUUUGUGUGAUAUAUUUAUUCACAUAUUUGCAUGUAUUAAAAUAUAAUUUUUAAAUCAGUUCA
Molecule: messenger RNA, 1274 nt
Organism: Bombus terrestris (buff-tailed bumblebee)
Lineage: Eukaryota; Metazoa; Arthropoda; Insecta; Hymenoptera; Apidae
Gene: RfC38
Product: replication factor C subunit 3
Exons: 5
Coding region: 154-1221 (355 amino acids)
Biological process (GO): DNA repair; DNA-templated DNA replication
Cellular component (GO): DNA replication factor C complex; nucleus
Molecular function (GO): DNA clamp loader activity; DNA binding
Source: RefSeq, a predicted model, not a curated record